AUGCAGGAAAAUGGUGUGAAUUGUGGUGUUGUAGAGUGGGUUGAUGGGCCUUGGCCUCCUGUACUUCAGAGAUGUUUGUGCAAGCUAUGGGAAAUGUUCCAUGAGCAGAACCUAGGAAGGGUACUUGACAAGGAGAAGUUUGAGAAGGAGCUGGACAAGGUUAAGACUGAACAUGAUAGGGAGUUGGCCAAGCUUAAGAUUGAAAAUGACAAGCUUUGCAUUGAGUACACCAAGCUUGUUGAGGAUGUAUCCAAGAUGUUUGAUUGGCAGGAUGGUAGGGUGGACAAGAAGGUGAACCAGAAACAGGUGGAGGAGGAAGAACUUGAGAAGAAGGAGGUAGAGGAGAAAUCUAGGUUGGAGGUGCAAAUGAAAAAGCUUAAACUUGCAGAUGAGCAGAGGUGCGUUUUGCAGAGCCAAGCUGAUAUCAUCAAGAACACCAGGAAGGCUAUGAAGGAUGUUGAAGUUGACAGAUAUCUUCUUAAGAAGGAGAAGGCAAAGCUUGAGCAAGUUGUUGCUGAGUUGUUGAAAGAUGGGUAUGGUAGCAAGGAGAAGUUAGAGCAAAUCAAGGCCAUCCUUGAUUCAUGA
Triticum turgidum subsp. durum (durum wheat) is the source of this 585-nucleotide messenger RNA. Lineage: Eukaryota; Viridiplantae; Streptophyta; Magnoliopsida; Poales; Poaceae. The record is from the annotation of a GenBank genome assembly.